UAAUGAAAUGUUACCUCAGUGGACCCAAAUACUUAUCUUUCAUGGGGUUCCCACCUGUCUGUUGCAGAGGAGUGCCCAUCAAAGUGAUUUGAACGGUUGCCUUUCCGCCUUAGAAUUUCUCCAUAAGCUUUUAGUAUAAAGAAGAGGCCAUACUUCACCGGUAAAGAGAAAACAUCCCCGCAAGUCGACAGCAACAUUUAAAGCCCAUUGGAUUUGAGUUUCGUAUUUUUAAUUAAGAAAAUCUCGCAGUAUUCCACCUGGCUUUGAACUCUCUCUGUCUCAUUUCUCGUUCUUAUCUCGACCACAAAACCCAAAUCAUUGAGAAAAAAUGGCAACUACUUAAACGAUUUCUCGAACGAACCAUGAAAAAUUCCACCCUUUCUUUUAUAGUCCUCAGUUUCUGCAAAAUCUUCAGAAUCCGAGUUACUAAACAGACUUAGGUAGAAGAUGAUUCCAUUUAAAUCUUUCGACUUAUCAAAAUAAUCAGUUAAUUGUUGUCUGACAUUUAUUCAUCACUGGAAUUGUCAGUGAAUGAAGUACAUCAGGAAAAGUCGUAGACACGGGUUAAAAGUUAAAAGAACUUUAUAUUUAUAUUAUUUGGGCAGAGCGGGGGCAUUGUUAUUAUUGUUCGGGGAAUGGAUGCAGCAAGGCGGGGGUCGAGAAUGGUGAUUGAUCCGAAAGUCCGUCAGGUGGGGUUCGUAACCCCAGGAGGCAGCGAAGCACAGCCGAAGCCUCACACGGCAGCGGAGGCAGCAGCGACAGAGGCGGCGGCGGCCAAUUCACCAUCGCCUGUAAUGAUUCCGCCCCCGCGCCACGCGCCUGACAACGUUGGCACCCGGGCGGUGCCCAUGCCCGUGCCCGGGCCGGUUCCGACGAUAGUUGGUCACUCGGACAUAACGAUGCUAGCGGGGAGCUAUAAUCCUGGGGAUUCUGUCCUUGGAACGUCGCCCUCCAGCAGGAACGGCACGGAGCGUGGCUACAUCACUCUUUCUUCCGAGGACAUGAAUGAAGACCGCAUUUCACCUCGCUGGAUUGCCACGGAUUCGAACCCUAGUCACAGGAUGCCGCAUGGAGUGGCGUCUGUACCUAGCAGCUCCAUGGACCUUGCAACCAUGCGGGCAUCCGCCGCUGCAGGGUCCUGUGUUGCCGCUGCCAGCCUUCCUCCGAUCGCCACUAUGCCGCCCCCAGAAAAAUUAGCCGGAGGAGAAGAUGAUUCAAAGCAAAAGCCCCUGAAGGAGAGGACUUCAAAAGCUGAGAGACGAGCACUUCAAGAAGCUCAGAGGGCAGCAAAAGCUGCUGCAAAGGUGACAGGAGAAAACAAGGGUGGAGAUGGAGGACCAAUAGCGACUGCAAAAGAGGCGAAGGUUCCAAAGCCCCCUCAGAAGAAAGACAGUAAUGUAGAUAAGAGGUCAGUCACAAUUUCAGAGAAAAAGUCAACAGAAAGGAGUUUGGAUAAAGAUAAAAAGAAGGAUAUACCAGCUCCACGAAUGCAAUUUGAUGAUGAACAUCGAGUAGCAAAGGCAAAGAGACGGUCGUUAGUAGAACAGACUGAAACUAAAAAUAGAGUUGAACUCUUUAGGCAUUUGCCACAGUUUUUGCAUGGUAGACAACUUCCUGCCCUUGAAGCUAAGUUCUUUCAAGAAGAUCCUCUUCACCCUCAUCCUGCCGUCUACAAGGUUGGGUUGCAAUAUUUGACGGGAGACAUAGUUGGUGGAAAUGCUAGAUGUAUAGAAAUGCUUUCUGCUUUUCAAGAGGCUAUUAAAGACUAUGUUGUGCCACCUGAGAAAACCUUGGUACGUGAUUUAACUGCAAAGGUCAAUAUCUACAUUUCAUUUCUUAUCACAUGUAGGCCUCUAUCAAUUAGCAUGGGCAAUGCCAUUAAAUUCUUGAAGGCGCGGAUUGCUAAAUUAGCAGUAACUCUGUCAGAAUCAGAAGCAAAGGCCUCACUUCUCUCAGAUAUAAAUCGGUUUAUAUAUGAGAAGAUUGUAUUUGCAGACAGAGUCAUAGUAAAGCAUGCAGUAACAAAGAUAAGGGAUGGGGAUGUUUUGCUUACUUAUGGGUCAUCUUGUGUUGUGGAGAUGAUACUAUUACAUGCUCAUGAAUUAGGGAGGAAGUUUCGUGUUGUUGUAGUGGACUCAAGGCCAAAACUUGAAGGAAAAACAAUGCUUCGUAAGUUGUUGGCUGGUGGUCUCAACUGCACAUACACUCAUAUAAACGCAAUUUCCUAUAUUAUGCAAGAAGUAACAAAAGUUUUCCUUGGAGCUGCUUCAGUUUUAUCAAAUGGAACAGUUUAUUCCAGAGUGGGCACAGCUUGUGUAGCAAUGGUGGCUCAUGCAUCACAUGUUCCUGUGUUAAUUUGCUGUGAAGCUUACAAGUUCCAUGAAAGAGUUCAACUUGAUUCUAUUUGCUCAAAUGAAUUAGGCGACCCAGAUGUUCUUGCAAAGGUUCAAGGAAGGAAAGAGUUAAAUCAGCUGGAGGGUUGGACAAAUGAUGAAUCCCUAAGACUACUAAAUCUAACUUAUGAUGCAACACCUGCUGACUAUGUCUCAAUGAUUGUUACUGAUUAUGGCAUGGUACCUCCAACUAGUGUGCCUGUCAUUGUCAGAGAGUAUCGGAGGGAAUACCUGUUAAUAUAAUUUAGGAAAUUUUGUAUACCGUCUUCGAUGACUGUUCUUGCUACUUUGCAUAUGCUGGUGCAUUCCCAAGAGCAUAAUGUUGGUUGACGGCUAUUUUUAAAAACAUUUAUCGUGAGUAUAAUUUUAUAGAGAUUCAGAAAAUGUUCAGGUUGAGAAGUUUUUUAUGCAUGAUUCAUGAAGCAACAGAAUAUUGAUGAGUUUCCUAUGCCAUAAGAAGCCAGCAGGGUCCUUAUAUUUCA
Molecule: messenger RNA, 2875 nt
Organism: Cryptomeria japonica (Japanese cedar)
Lineage: Eukaryota; Viridiplantae; Streptophyta; Pinopsida; Cupressales; Cupressaceae
Exons: 7
Coding region: 636-2636 (666 amino acids)
Source: RefSeq, a predicted model, not a curated record